AGUUGGAUGGUUUUCUGUGUCUGGCUGUCUCUCUCCGCCGCAGCUGCUUCCGGGUGUCUCGCGCUGUGUUCUGCUCUAAACGCGGAAAUAAAGUUGAGUGUGGCGGCCAGAUGUCCUGAAGACGAUCAAAAAUAACCUAUUAUAUAUAUAUAUAAUAAGCUAUUAUUGACCGUGUAGCGGGGUGACGUCACACACCGGACCCGGGUCGCAGGUGGAGGUGGGCUGUAGACUUCAGAUCAGCAAGAUCCUGGAACUCCUGAACCUGCAAUGGCUGAACUUGACUAGAACCACCAGGACUAACAGAGACUCACAGAGACAUCAGAGACUCUCAGAGACUAUCAGAAUCGCACAGAGACACUCUGUGACUCUCAGAGACAUCAGAGACUAACAGAGACCCACAGAGACAUCAGAGACUCUCAGGAACGCACAGAGACUCUCAGACUCUCAGUGACUCUCAGUGAAUCUCUGUGACCCACAGAGACCCUCAGAGACUCACAGAGACUCACAGAGACUCACAGAGACUCUCAGAGACAUCAGAGACCAACAGAGACCCACAGAGACUCACAGAGACCCACAGAGACAUCAGAGACUCUCAGAAACUCACAGAGACUCUCAGAGACUCUCGGAGACCCACAGAGACUCUCAGAGACACUCAGAGACUAACACAGACCCACAGAGACACUCUCAGAGACUUUCCGAGACAUCAGAGACUGCAAUGCAGAUGUAUGCGAUGAACAUUAAACCUGUGACUGUUAUCCUGCUGGUCCUGCUGCUGGUGGGAUUCUACUACUACUACUACUACUACUACUACUUGUCCCAGUACAGAUUCAACGUUCCACCAUGUCCUACCAGCUGUUCGACUUCUGAACCAAAGGACAGAGUUCCUGAUGAUGUCAUCCCUACUGAUUACGUGUUCCACCUGAAAACUCCUGACCAGAGCCUGGCGGACACUGCACAUCUGCAGUACAGCCAGCCGAGCAUCGUAAAGGGCCGUACGGACGUGGUGGCCGUGACGCCCUGGCUGGCUCCGAUUGUCUGGGAGGGAACCUUUAACCCAGUUCUCCUCGACAGCAUCUACAAGCAAAAGAAAAUCAACAUCGCAGUCACCGUGUUUGCUGUCGGAAAGUACAUCAUGUUCCUGAAGAACUUCCUGGAGACAGCAGAGAAGCACUUCUUUGUCGGCUUCAACGUGCACGUUUACGUGUUCACCGACCGUCCGAAGGAGGUGCCCAAAGUCAACAUGGCCCCCGGCAGACAGCUGACGGUGUGUUCAGUGCCCAGCUCGAAUCGUUGGCAGGAGAUCUCCGCCCGAAGGAUGGAGCUCAUCCAGAAGCUGAUAGAAGAGCAGCUCCGUAAACAUAGCAACUACAUCUUCUGUCUGGACGUGGACUCGCAGUUCCACAGCCGCUGGGGGACCGAGUCGCUGGGCGGACUGGUCGCCGUCAUACACCCAGGUUACUACCUGGAUGAUCGCGGCAAGUUCCCGUACGAGCGUCGGCCGGAGUCCAGAGCCUAUGUGGCUCACGGCGAGGGCGACUUCUACUACUGCGGGGGGGCGUUCGGAGGCCUCCUGCAGGAAGUUUUCCUGCUCGCCAAUACCUGCCGCUCCAACUUCGAGGAGGAUGCCAAGAACGCCAUCGAGGCCGCCUGGCAGGAAGAGAGUCACCUCAACAGGUACAUGUGGAUCAACAAACCCAGCAAGGUUUUGUCUCCGGAGUAUCUUUGGCAGGACUUCAAACCCAGAAACCCUGAAGUUAAAACCAUCAGAUUCUCUGGAGUUAUCAAGAACUACGCUGAUAUCCGACCCAACGUCUGAGAGGUGGCCCAAACCAAACUGAACCAGACUAAACCGGACCGAACCGACUGACACUGGCUGUGUGACUUCAUUCUCCUUUAUCUUUGCAAAGCAACCCCAGAGUUUUCAAACCAAAAAGAGGCAGCAGUGUUUCCAAAUGUGGGCAGCAGUGUCGACACCAGGGGUAAACCUUGGUCCCAACCUGGACUCUGUUUUCCAACAUGUUUCUGGGUCUAAGUGACUGAUGGGAACAAUUAUCUCUCUUUGGUUCAGUGCUCGACACAGACACUAAUCCUUAGCUGCAGCCGCAGAAUGAAGUCCCACUCCCUCUUGUGUGUGUGUGUGUGUGUGUGUGUGUGUGUGUGUGUGUUGUAAUCUCAUCUUCUCUGUUCCUUGGUUUGAUGGCCGGUCCGGCCGCUCAUUCCUGAGUUUAUAAAGAGACUUGUGACAUGUAGGGCUGGGUAUCACUCAAAAACUUUAGAUAUCCGUACCAAUACCAAUACUGUUACUCUGCUACCAAUACCUUUUUUGAUUCCAUUUUUAUAAAACAGAAAUGACAACACAACUUCUUGCUUGGACAAGACGGUCUCUUUCGUCAGCGAUAUUGCGUGUUGAUCCUUCAUUGCUAACGGUCAGCAUUUAAGUAUGGCUGUCUCGACAGCUGCAAUCACCUCAGUUUCACAGUUCAUUAAUAUUAAACAUGUCACGUGUUGAAACUGCACCAAAACUGCGAUACUGGGUGGCCAGCAACGCGCCCGCUAAGUGUGAAGUAAACCGGAUGAACAGAAGUUUGAAAGAAACAAACACAGAGCACCCUCUCUCUGAGAAUCUCUUUUAUAUCCAAGAUAAACUGGUUUUGUAACUGAAGUUCCCCUAACCUAACUGACAUCCAGUCAGAAAUGUCCUAAAGUUCCCCUAACCUGACUGAUAUCCAAUCAGAAACCUACUAAAAAGGAACCAUGGUGAAUCAGAAUUGAUUUAGGAAACCAUUGGCGAUACCCAGCCCUAGUUUUAAAAGCCAGAGUUCAGUUUGAAGCUUCCAGCUUUUCCUCCACUUUUGAGAACAUGUUAGAGAAGCGUAUUUUACUUGAUAUUUUGGAUAGCUAGCGUUAGCUGGAUAGGUAGCAUGCUAGUUAUUAUGGUACGUAGGAUUUAAAGGUGAUUUCAUUUUUGUCUCAAAUGGUAGGCAUCUCUCCUUGAUCCGCUAGCUGCCUGCCCCCUGAACACACUGUCAAAAAGCCCGGUCUCUGGAGACAACACAGGGGUCGUAAACCUCAAACAAACACUAGGGGCACAGGCUGUGCACCAAAAUACAACAAACCACGUUCCAGACAAUCACCGACAAUAUGGUAGGGGGAGGGGGUGGGGGUUAGUGACAGUUAGUCAUGACAGUUACGGAAACAUGGGGGGAGGGACAAACCUGCUCUGUUUUGUUUGAAAUUUACUUGGAAUGUCAACAGAAGUGAUUUCAUGCAGGAACUCAUAGUGCAGUUAUUUGGCACAUUGAAGAAAUGGCUCCUUACGAAGGUGAAUAUUUUAAGUCUUUCCUGUAAAAAUCAAAUGCAUCCGCUUAUUUGCCUCGUGUACGUAACACGUCAUGGCGUUGUUUACCUCCCAUCAGAACUACUACGACCACUAGAGGGCGCCACCACUACAAACCUAAAUAUAGGUCAGAACUACUACGACCACUAGAGGGUGCCGCCACUGAUGCUGGGACAAAUGGGUUGGGGGCGGGGGGGGGACUCAGACUCAACUCUGCUUAUUUAGACACUCCUCUCCAGGUACAUAAAGUUUCAGGUUAGGCUGUUUCCCUUGUUUCCAGUCUUUAUGCUAAGCUAAGUAGCUGCUAACUGUAUCUUCAUAUGUACUGUACAGAAAGAAAACAAAGAUGUUUAUCCCCUAACUUUUAAACGUUCCCUUUUAAUUACUGUGAAGAUGUUGGGUGAACUCUGCAGGACUCUUGUUGUUUUUGUCUAUAAUUUGUCCAACAUGAUAGUAAUUCUUAAUUUAAGGGCUGUCUGUCUUUCUCUCAGGUGUUUGUGUUCCAAUAAUUAAAUAAAAUAAUCCUUGGUUUCAGAAAUAAA
Molecule: messenger RNA, 3879 nt
Organism: Perca fluviatilis (European perch)
Lineage: Eukaryota; Metazoa; Chordata; Actinopteri; Perciformes; Percidae
Product: globoside alpha-1,3-N-acetylgalactosaminyltransferase 1-like
Exons: 12
Coding region: 716-1816 (366 amino acids)
Biological process (GO): carbohydrate metabolic process
Cellular component (GO): vesicle; membrane; Golgi apparatus
Molecular function (GO): hexosyltransferase activity
Source: RefSeq, a predicted model, not a curated record